Colletotrichum orchidophilum is the source of this 1104-nucleotide messenger RNA. RefSeq lists its product as uncharacterized. Lineage: Eukaryota; Fungi; Ascomycota; Sordariomycetes; Glomerellales; Glomerellaceae. The transcript is spliced from 10 exons. The coding region runs from base 1 to 1104 and encodes 367 amino acids. The record is from RefSeq and is a predicted model, not a curated record. Gene Ontology annotation, molecular function: methyltransferase activity.
AUGGCCGACUCUACCACGAAAUCCACGCCUCCGGCAGGAUCACCUGCGGCGCAAUCUCCCAAGUCGGCCAAGUCCCCAAAGUCUCCGUCCGAGGCAGCUGGGCAGUCCCCCGCUGGAGCCACUGGCCCGGAGGCUGAGAUCACGAUCGAUGACGGCGAAUCGGAUAAUGCCUCUACCAUUGACGAUAGAAUCUCCUCGUAUACCGCAUCUUUAUCGUCUUCUGUCGUUGAUUACCCCACCGAGCACGGUCGUCGUUAUCAUUCAUUCCGGUCUGGAUCCUAUAUCCUUCCCAACGAUGAAAGCGAGAUGGACCGACUAGAUUUUUGCCACACCUUGUUGACAAAGACUAUCGGAAACAAGCUAUUUUUGGCACCGAUUGACGAGGCAAAGAUUCGUCGAGUUCUCGACGUCGGAACGGGGACAGGCAUCUGGGCCAUUGAGAUGGGUGAUAAGUUGCCCAACGCUGAGAUCCUAGGAAACGACCUCAGCGCCAUUCAGCCAGCAUGGGUCCCGCCCAAUGUCAAGUUUGAGAUUGACGACGUCGAAAGUGAGUGGAUUGGAGCAAAGUAUGACUUCAUCUUCAGUCGCUACAUGUGCGGGUCUAUCGCGGACUGGCCCACGUAUGUGAAGCGCGUCUACGAGAACCUCAACCCCGGCGGUUGGGCCGAGUUCCAAGACUGGAGUUUCAUGAUCUACUCCGACGAUGGCACGAUCGAGGGCACCGAGCUCCUGCGAUGGGUCGACCUCUUUAUGGAUGCCUGUAAAGUCUUUGGCCGAGAUGGGCAAAUCGGGCCAAAAUUGGAAAGUCUUGUGCGCGAGAACACUGGCUUUAUCAAUAUCCACCACAAGCCGUAUAAAAUUCCCGCCGGCCCAUGGGCAAAGGAUCCCCAUCUCAAGGAUAUUGGAAUGUUGGAACUGAUUCAACUGCUGGAUGGCCUUGAGGGCUUUUCUCUGCGUCUACUUUGUGGAGCGCUGGGAUGGACAAAGGAGGAAGUCCUUGUCUUGCUGGCUGGGGUUCGGAAGGACUUGAAGGACCCCAAAAUCCAUGCUUGGCUACAUUACAAUGUGGUCUACGGCCAAAAGCCAGAGAAAGAAGAGGAGUGA